Closterium sp. Yama58-4 is the source of this 411-nucleotide messenger RNA. The record is from the annotation of a GenBank genome assembly. NCBI's taxonomy places the organism in Eukaryota, Viridiplantae, Streptophyta, Zygnematophyceae, Desmidiales, Closteriaceae.
AUGGAGUCAAGGUCGAUACGCCUGAGUCUGCUUCUCUGCAUCGCCGCCUCGUUACUAGCGGCCGCGAUACCGUCCACGACAGCCAGCGCGAAAGAGCUCGAACGGCGAAACGCCAUGCGAACGUCGGGAAUUGGCGCCGGCUAUGGUAACUCGCAAAUGAACUUGAAGUUGCGUCGCCUGCUGGCGUUCAAGCCAAAUUGCUCCAAGAACCAAACCGCCUGCCGCUCCCGGUGCGUGGACCUAAUGGCCGACGUCAACAACUGUGGGGCGUGUGGCAACUUCUGCGAAGUCCCGCUGGAUUGCUGCGGUGGCACCUGCGUGGAUCUUCGCACCAACUACGAACACUGCGGCGCCUGCGGUGCGAGUUGCCAGGGGAUAUGCACUUCCAGCACGUGCUUCAAAUUCGACUGA